Molecule: messenger RNA, 2657 nt
Organism: Habropoda laboriosa
Lineage: Eukaryota; Metazoa; Arthropoda; Insecta; Hymenoptera; Apidae
Product: ataxin-8-like
Exons: 3
Coding region: 431-625 (64 amino acids)
Source: RefSeq, a predicted model, not a curated record
UAUACGCCCAUCUCGAGCAUCUCUACGAUCGAUAUCGAAUGGUAAUCGACAUCGAAACAGAACGGAACGGUACGACUUGGAUAGAUGGUCGAAGGGAUGAAAAAUCAGGAUGGUGUGGCGAAACGGAAUUGGGAAAAGCAUAAUAGAGGGUGGAGGUGGUAGGUGAAGGUAAGUAGAAGCGGGAAGAACGAGAAAGAAAAGGAAUACGUGAAGGGUGGGAAGGAGAGGAGGCGCAGUGGGAAGGGAGGGUGAGAGAGGUGGGGAAGGUGGUUAGACGGGAGUAGAAUGGUUGGACGGAGAGAGGAAAGAAGAAACGGCGGAGCGCGGUAGAGAAGUGGAAAAUAAGGAGAGUGGGGCAACGAUAAAUCGUUCACCUGAACGGCAUGCUCGCCGUGGCGCCGUUCACGAUGCAAGCAAACGGGAAGAGAGUAUGUACUUAGUAAGCGCGGAUGCCGUGGUCGCUGUUCACCGUUCCGUCAUCGGGGUCGAUUCGAUUCGAUUCGAUUCGAUCGAUUUCAGGCCGCAACAGCAGCAGCAGCAGCAGCAGCAGCAGCAGCAGCAGCAGCAGCAGCAGCAGCAGCAGCAGCAGCAGCAGCAGCAGCAGCAGCAGCAGCAGCAGCAGUAGCAGUUUCAAGGAGACGUGAGAACGGCGGACGAAGAAGAAGAGAAGAAGAGUGGGUGGUUGCGUAGAUCGGGCAACGAAACAACGAUCUACGGCGGUAUCGUUGGUUCGUUGACGACGCAUCAUCGCUGGCACACUUGUCGCUUGGGAAAGGAGAAUAGACUUUCUCCUUCUCGUCGUUCCUCGUACCACCGCCGCCUUUCGUCUCGUUCUUCUUCCACGGAAAGAAACGCGAUCGAAGUGUCGGACGAUAAGAACGACGACGACGAGGAGGACGGCGGCGGCGAGGACGAGGACGAGGACAAAGACGACGUGGGUAACGAAGAGAAGGAGCAGGAGCAGGAGUAAAGUUAAAAGGAGGAUCGGCUGGCCCGGAACGAGAGGAAGAACGAGAACGAGGACGAGAAAGUUGGAAGGAGUAGGAACGUGAGAAGAAACGCGUUUGGGCGAUCGUCGAGAAGCGAGAAGGUUAGACGCGUGUGUGCGCGCGUGUAAAAGAGAGAAAGAGAGAGAGAGAGUCGGUGCGUCGACUUCUCGGUGAGGAGACAUCGCUCGAGGAGGUGACACGACACGAAGCAGAGGACGAAAAGCCAGGGGAGAAGAAAAUAGCGGUGGUAGUGGAGAAGGAGAAGGAGAAGGAGGUGAAGGAGGUGAAGGAGGAGGAGCGAGCGCGUGCGAGCGUUUAAAAGGAAGAGGAAGGCGUUUGGGAGGAGGAAGGAAGAGGAUAGGGAAAGGAGCGGAUCGACUUGUAAAUCCACGGUGACAGACCGAUCAAGAUGAGGGUACAUCGUGGGAUUUGUGCGAAGCUCCAAGGAGGAUUCCUGAGGCGAUGGUGUAAGUAGCAAUCGACUGGAGAGCUGGCCCGCGUUGGCUGGCAACGCUGUUUCGUACAAGACGUCGGGGGGAGGUACGUUAACGAGAUAGUUAACCGGCGCCACGAGCAUCACGCUCGGUGCGCUCUUAAUUCGAUCCGAGAAACGUCUCAGCUCGCGAUGAUUCACCGUGUUUCUUCUGGAUGCCGCCUCGCUUCUAACGAACGAUUCAACGAACAAUUUUCUCCGCGUCGCGAACGAGCGAGCGCGAUCGAGUCAGUGUCGGGUCCUUUACUUUCACUCCGUGUCGGGUCCGUGGGCUUGGAGCGCGAAACGCAACGGUUUUCUCUUGCCGGAGCGCGCGAUUCAAUCCCUUGUAAAAGAAGGUUCGAAGGAGCGGAGAGGAGGAGGACGAGGAGGAGGUCGCGAAUCGCGUCAGACAACUCCGCGGCAGGCAGCGGAGAACUGUUGGAAAUUUCCGCGAAGAAAAGGAUCGGCGGAGUGGUUGGGGGGCUAGAGGUGUGUGGGAUGCCACGGGAAGAAUAAAGUUGCAAACGCUAAUUAUCCGAGGAAAAAACUGAUUGGAAUCGCGAAGAAAAAAGUAUGAUUGCGCGUUUGUAGGAGAGCAGCAGCUGGAAUGGUAUGCGCGCGUUCGUAAUCGCGUAGCCUGGGGAUAUUAUAUUAUAGUUGUGGUCGGAAAACGAACUUUGCUACCAUUACGAGGAACGAUUUAGCGUGCUGGGUGGGGCUUCGGGGACAGCAAUGGGGGACAGCGGCGAUCGCGACGGCUACGAUGGAGGGAUUGGCGGCGGGGAGAGAGAGGGUGGAGUAAAUUUACCUGCGAUUCAAUUCCGGGAUCAUCGUCGAUCGACCACCCGUUAUGCAACUUUCCCACACGCGACGUCGCGAGGAAUUCUCCGGUGGAGAAGAAGCGUCGGGGUAAGGAAGGUAAUGGAGGAUGACGGUGGCGGACGGCGUUGGAAUCGUUUGUGAAAUCUUCCUUGGAGUAAGAAGGAAGCAGGAAGUGUAGGCUUAUAUAAGUACGUAAAUCGCGUGUAUAGGGGUCCCGAAUUGAAACUCGCCGAGGAGCUCGUCGAGGAGCUCGUCGAGGAGCUGGCGCGCGGUUGCUUCUUAGAAUCGAUCGGUAUUCGUAGCGUGUCGAUCGAUGAGCCCGCGACGGAACGCGCGGAGGCGAGCGAGUACUCGGCAGUCGCGUAAACAAC